Momordica charantia (bitter melon) is the source of this 1488-nucleotide messenger RNA. RefSeq names its product protochlorophyllide reductase, chloroplastic. Lineage: Eukaryota; Viridiplantae; Streptophyta; Magnoliopsida; Cucurbitales; Cucurbitaceae. Gene Ontology annotation, molecular function: protochlorophyllide reductase activity. The record is from RefSeq and is a predicted model, not a curated record.
UUUCCCCUAUAUAAACCACUCUCUAGAUAUUCUCUACCCAAUGCUUAACCCAAUUCACCUUUCAAAAUCUCAAAUUUCAGCUCUUUGAUUUGGGUUUUAAUGGCUCUCCAGGCUGCUUCUCUGGUUUCCCCUGCUCUCACUCUUCCCAAAGAGGGAAAGUCUGGUGCAUGCUUGAAGGAUUCAAGUUUGUUUGGGAUUUCAUUUUCAGACCAUAUCAAAUCUGAAUUCAGUUCUUCUGCAUUGAGGUGUAAGAGAGAAUUCAACCAACAGGUUGGUGCCAUCAGGGCUCAAACAGCUGCUACCACAACUCCAGCAGUUAACAAGGCUGCCCCUGAUGGGAAGAAAACUCUCAGAAAGGGCAGUGUUGUGAUUACUGGAGCCUCUUCUGGGUUGGGUCUGGCCACAGCCAAGGCUCUGGCUGAGACAGGAAAAUGGCAUGUUAUUAUGGCUUGCAGAGACUUUCUCAAGGCUGAGAGAGCUGCAAAGUCUGCUGGCAUGAGUAAGGAAAACUACACCGUUAUGCAUUUGGACCUCGCCUCGCUCGACAGCGUCCGACAAUUCGUUGACAACUUCCGGCAGUCAGGCAGGCCGCUUGAUGUGCUGGUGUGCAAUGCUGCAGUUUACCUCCCAACUGCUAAAGAGCCUACCUUCACCGCUGAAGGAUUUGAGCUUAGUGUUGGGACUAACCAUCUUGGCCACUUCCUCCUCUCCCGUUUAUUGCUUGAGGAUUUGAACAAAUCUGAUUACCCCUCGAAACGACUCAUCAUUGUUGGAUCGAUUACGGGAAACACAAAUACCUUGGCUGGAAAUGUACCUCCUAAGGCCAACCUUGGAGACCUCAGGGGACUUGCUGGAGGAUUGAAUGGCCUAAACAGCUCUUCCAUGAUCGACGGUGGUGAUUUCGAUGGUGCCAAGGCAUACAAGGACAGCAAAGUGUGCAACAUGCUCACUAUGCAAGAGUUCCACAGGCGGUACCACGAGGAAACUGGCAUCACAUUUGCUUCCCUCUACCCGGGAUGCAUUGCUACGACUGGCUUGUUCAGAGAGCACAUUCCCUUGUUCAGAAUACUCUUCCCUCCCUUCCAAAAGUACAUCACCAAGGGCUAUGUCUCAGAAGAAGAAUCAGGAAAAAGACUAGCUCAGGUUGUGAGCGAACCGAGCUUGACAAAAUCAGGUGUGUACUGGAGCUGGAACAAGAACUCGGCUUCAUUCGAGAACCAGUUGUCUCAAGAAGCAAGUGAUGCAGAGAAGGCUCGCAAAGUUUGGGAUUUGAGUGAGAAACUUGUUGGUUUGGCUUAAAAAUCAGAAUGACUGAAGUUUCUGUGAUGGUCUUUGGUUGCUAAAACUAAAGAUCACUGAGCGCGGGAAUUCGUAACUGUGGUGUUGUUUUGUAAACAAGUUUUCUGAUGUAAAAGUAGUUGGUUGACUUGAGUUUAGUCCUUAAUAAAAGGCAUCAUCCUCUACCAAAACUGUACGGUCCUGCUUGAA